CAAACUCUCCUUCAACGUCGAGACCGGGCCGUGCCCCAGUGAGACAUCAGGAACCCGGUCCCACUUUGCCAUGAGUGACUGCCCCGAGGAGUCGUGCUGGAGCGCUGUGGUGCAGCAGCAGGACGGGGAGUCCCUCUCUGUGUCCCUCUGCUCCCCACCCGAUGCACGCAUCGGCCGCUACAGCCUGACCCUGGAGACCUGCACCGACUACCAGGGCUCCAGCUACCAGAUCGGGGACUUCAUCCUGCUCUUCAACCCCUGGCACCCAGAGGACACGGUGUUCAUGCGCGACGAGAGCGAGCGCCGCGAGUACGUCCUGUCCCAGGACGGGCUCAUCUUCCAGGGCACCUGUGAUUACAUCUACUCCAUCCCCUGGAACUUCGGCCAGUUUGAGGAUGAAGUCUUGGCCAUCUGCCUCAAGAUGCUGGACAUAAACCCCAAACACCUGAGGGACCAGAACCGGGACUGCUCCCGCCGCAAUGACCCCGUGUACAUUGGCAGGGUGGUGAGCGCCAUGGUGAACUGCAAUGAUGAGGACCGAGGGGUGCUCUUUGGGCGGUGGGACAAUCGCUACGAGGAUGGGAUGAGCCCCAUGGCCUGGAUUGGGAGCGUGGACAUUCUCAAGAGGUGGAAGAAUUUUGGGUGCCAGCCAGUCAAGUAUGGCCAGUGCUGGGUCUUUGCUGCUGUGGCUUGCACUGUCAUGAGGUGCCUGGGCAUCCCCACCCGGGUGGUGACCAACUACAACUCAGCCCAUGACACCAACGCCAACCUGACCAUCGACCGCUACAUCAACGAGCGGGGGGAGCAGGAGAGGCAAUCCUGGGACAAGAUCUGGAACUUCCACUGCUGGGUGGAGUCGUGGAUGACCCGUCCCGACCUGGGAGGUGACUAUGAUGGGUGGCAGGUGCUGGACCCGACCCCUCAGGAGAAGAGUGAAGGAGUUUACUGCUGCGGGCCAGCCCCUGUCAAAGCCAUCAAAGAGGGUGACAUGCUGCCCAAGUACGACAUCCCCUUCAUCUUCGCCGAGGUGAACGCUGACGUGGUGUACUGGGUGGUGCAGGGGGAUGGGAUGCAGAAGCAGAGCAUCCGCUCCUCAGAUGUGGGGAAGUUCAUCAGCACCAAGAGCGUCGGCAGGGACAGCCGGGAGGACAUCACCCACAACUACAAAUACCCAGAGGGGUCUGAGGAGGAGCGGGCGGUGUUUGAGAAGGCAGAGCAUCAGAAGAAAUCCAUUGGGGAGGAGGAUGAGGGGCUGCACCUCAGGAUCAAGGUGUCAGAGGGUGCCAACAAGGGCAGCGACUUCGAUGUUUUUGCUGUGGUCAACAACAACACGGACGAGGAGCGUGUCUGCAGGGUGACACUGUGUGCCCGUGCCUCCAGCUACAACGGCACCCUGGGGCCCCAGUGUGGCCUCACAGACCCCGUGGACAUCGACAUUGAGCCCAGGGCAGAGAAAAGGGUGCCCCUGCGCAUCCUGUACGAGGAGUACAGGGACAAACUGACCCAGGACAACCUCAUCAAGGUGGUGGCUCUCCUGAAUGAUCACCAGACUGGCGACAUCCUCGUGGCUGUCAGGGACAUUUAUGUUGAGAAUCCGCCAAUCAAGAUAAGGAUUCUAGGAGAGCCAAUGCAGAAUCGGAAGCUGGUGGCCGAGAUCAGCCUGGUGAACCCUCUCUCCGUGCCCCUGAAUGGCUGCGUGUUCGUGGUGGAGGGUACCGGCCUCACCGAGGGGCAGCUGGUCAAGGAGCUUGAGGAGCCGGUGGAGCCACAGGCAGAGGCCAAAUUCCGGAUGGAUCUCAUGCCGCGGCUGUCGGGGCUGCAGAAGCUGAUGGUGGACUUUGAGAGCGACCAGCUGACGGGGGUCAAGGGCUACCGCAACGUCAUCAUCGCACCCCAGCCCCUGUGAGCUGCUGCCCUGGCCCCCAGCUGCAGGAACCCUGCCUUGCUGGCCCCCCUGCUUCAGCCCAACGUGUCCCAGGAGGUGACUGCCAGAGCCCAGCCUGACCCCGACACGUGGCACCGGUGCCACCCACGCUCCUCCCGGGAGCACAGGCAGGAAAAAGGGCUGGGGAGGGCUGGGGGCUGCCGUGGCAGUCGCUCACUUCACUGCUGCUCUCAGUUUGUGCUGUCUGUGCCCCAGCU
Zonotrichia albicollis (white-throated sparrow) is the source of this 2142-nucleotide messenger RNA. The record is from RefSeq and is a predicted model, not a curated record. Lineage: Eukaryota; Metazoa; Chordata; Aves; Passeriformes; Passerellidae.